Molecule: messenger RNA, 424 nt
Organism: Meleagris gallopavo (turkey)
Lineage: Eukaryota; Metazoa; Chordata; Aves; Galliformes; Phasianidae
Source: RefSeq, a predicted model, not a curated record
GGCUACAGUCUCCCGCAGCAGCAGCCCGCCGCCGUAGCGCGGCGCAACGAGCGGGAGCGCAACCGCGUCAAGCUGGUGAACUUGGGCUUCGCCACGCUUCGCGAGCACGUCCCCAACGGCGCGGCCAACAAGAAGAUGAGCAAAGUAGAGACGCUGCGCUCCGCCGUCGAGUACAUUCGAGCCCUGCAGCAGCUGCUCGACGAACACGACGCCGUCAGCGCCGCCUUCCAGGCCGGCGUGCUGUCUCCCACCAUCUCGCCCGGUUACUCCCACGACAUGAACUCCAUGGCGGGUUCCCCCGUCUCCUCCUACUCCUCCGACGAGGGUUCCUACGACCCGCUCAGCCCCGAGGAGCAGGAGCUGCUCGACUUCACCAGCUGGUUCUGAGCCGGCCCCGGUAGGUGGGUGCGCGAGGACGGCCGGG